Molecule: messenger RNA, 1741 nt
Organism: Pantherophis guttatus
Lineage: Eukaryota; Metazoa; Chordata; Lepidosauria; Squamata; Colubridae
Gene: STK4
Product: serine/threonine kinase 4
Biological process (GO): protein phosphorylation; signal transduction; protein tetramerization
Cellular component (GO): cytoplasm
Molecular function (GO): ATP binding; protein serine/threonine kinase activity
Source: RefSeq, a predicted model, not a curated record
ACCAGGAAAUUAUGAAGACCUAAAGUUCUUCUUGUAUGUCCACCACAAUCUGCCACAUUUGGUCUAUGUACUCCACGGGCUGCAAUUCCAAGAAUAUGUAGCAAGAGAAAGAAUGCUGUUCCAUUUUAAUCCAGAGGACCAUAAAGUACCUCUUAUCUACCUAAGAAGCUGGUAAAAAAAAAGGCCCAGAACGCUCAAAGCCAGCUAAUGGGAUGGAGUUUUUAUAUUCUGCCAUCAGGCAGCUAAGAAAAUUAGAUGAAGAUAGUUUGACAAAACAGCCUGAAGAAGUGUUUGAUGUGUUGGAAAAACUUGGAGAAGGAUCCUAUGGCAGCGUAUUCAAAGCUAUCCAUAAAGAAACCGGCCAAGUUGUUGCAAUUAAGCAAGUUCCUGUUGAAUCUGAUUUGCAGGAGAUUAUUAAGGAGAUAUCAAUAAUGCAACAAUGUGAUAGUCCUCAUGUAGUCAAAUAUUAUGGCAGCUAUUUUAAGAACACGGACCUCUGGAUAGUAAUGGAAUAUUGCGGUGCCGGAUCUGUGUCUGAUAUAAUUCGACUACGAAAUAAAACGUUGAUGGAAGAUGAAAUUUCUACAAUAAUACAAUCAACACUGAAAGGACUGGAAUACCUACAUUUCAUGAGGAAAAUACACCGUGACAUCAAAGCUGGCAACAUAUUACUUAAUACAGAAGGACAUGCUAAACUUGCAGAUUUUGGGGUAGCUGGCCAGCUUACUGAUACUAUGGCAAAAAGAAAUACUGUGAUAGGAACUCCAUUCUGGAUGGCACCUGAAGUGAUCCAAGAAAUUGGAUACAAUUGUCUGGCAGACAUCUGGUCUCUGGGUAUCACUGCCAUUGAAAUGGCUGAAGGAAAACCUCCAUAUGCUGAUAUUCAUCCAAUGAGGGCAAUUUUCAUGAUUCCAACAAAUCCACCACCAACAUUUCGAAAGCCAGAACUAUGGUCAGACGAAUUUACAGAUUUUGUAAAACAGUGUCUUGUGAAGUGUCCAGAACAAAGAGCCACAGCUACGCAGUUGCUUCAGCACCCAUUUGUAAAAAAUGCCAAAGGAGUUUUCAUCUUGCGAGAUAUGAUUAAUGAGGCAAUGGAUAUUAAACUAAAAAUUCAGCAAGCUCAACAGCGUGACAUGUUUCAUGAUGAUGAAGAAAAUUCAGAAGAAGAUGAAAUUGAUUCUAGGACCAUGGUUAGAGCAAGGGGUCAAGAGACAGGGACAAUCAGAGCUGCUUGUGGAAUGAGUGAAGGUGGCAAUACCAUGAUAGAAUACAAUGACACUCUAGCAUCACAAUUAGGAACAAUGGUCAUAAAUGCAGAAGAUGAAGAAGAUGAGGGGACCAUGAAAAGGAGAGAUGAAACCAUGCAGGCUGUCAGACCAUCUUUCCUUGACUAUUUUGAGCAAAAGGAGAAAGAGAAUUGGCAAAACAACUAUGGAAGGCAGGUAUCUGAAAGAUGUUCCUCAGAUUGGAGAGUUCCUCUGGAUGGUGAUUAUGAAUUCUUGAGGAACUGGACAGUUGAAGAACUUCAAAGACGACUUGGGACACUCGAUCCCAUGAUGGAGCAGGAGAUAGAAGAGGUUCGCCAAAGGUAUCAAUCAAAGCGGCAACCAAUUCUAGAUGCCAUUGAAGCAAAGAAAAGACGCCAGCAGAACUUCUGAGGAAAACCUGGCAGUAGAAUAGAUGUCCAUCAUUCCUUACAAUAAACUGUUCUACAAUAAACUGUUCUAUGACUACUGUG